This is a messenger RNA of Ochlerotatus camptorhynchus, 1044 nucleotides long. RefSeq names its product glucosamine 6-phosphate N-acetyltransferase (gene Gnpnat). Gene Ontology annotation, molecular function: monosaccharide binding; glucosamine 6-phosphate N-acetyltransferase activity. The transcript is spliced from 4 exons. Gene Ontology annotation, biological process: UDP-N-acetylglucosamine biosynthetic process. The coding region runs from base 365 to 1003 and encodes 212 amino acids. The record is from RefSeq and is a predicted model, not a curated record. Lineage: Eukaryota; Metazoa; Arthropoda; Insecta; Diptera; Culicidae. Gene Ontology annotation, cellular component: endoplasmic reticulum; endoplasmic reticulum-Golgi intermediate compartment; Golgi apparatus.
GGCACGUCGUAGUCACUCACUGCCUGGCGUACCAGCCUGACAAACGAAAGGCGGCUUGCUUCGGUAGAGGAAUACCUACAAGAUAUAUUCUCAUCGAUACGGAAAAUUUAUUAAACUCGCAUAUAUUGGAUGUCAUAAAGAGUGUUCGUUGUUUAAUGGUUCUGUGAAGUGAUAGUAGAGCGGUUUCUUUGAUUUAUCAUGUGAUAAUUGAAUAGACUGUUGUUCGCGAACAGAACAUUCAGUAAUUCGACUCAUUCUCUACAAAUUGGGCAUACAGUUAGUUAUGAGAGUUUAGUUUUCACAGUGUGUAGCAUUGAUUGAUUUAAUCUAUUUCUCCUCACUCGUGGCUGAGGUAUUCACAAAGAUGGGUGCCUCACAUCAUGAACAAGAACUGUCGCUUUACGAUCGUUCUUUACUGCCAGAUUUGGAUUUCUCGCACUCGCCAGCGAAAUUCAGUCCACCCAUCUCAGCCGCCAAUCCCGGUGAACCAUGGAUGAAGGUACGUCCCUUGCAAAGUGGAGACUUUCAUCGCGGAUUUCUGCAGAUCCUAUCGCAGCUGACCUCGGUGGGCGAUGUGUCACUGGCACAAUUUUUAAACCGAUUUGCUCAAAUGCGUGCAAGUGGAGAUUACUAUGUUACGGUAAUAGUGGACACUCGCUACGAUAAAAUCAUCGGCAGCGCAACACUAGUGCUCGAGCACAAAUUCAUUCACGGAUGUUCCGUUCGUGGACGAUUGGAAGAUGUUGUCGUGGAUGACACGUAUCGUGGCAAGCAACUCGGUAAAUUGAUUGUGGUCACCGUGUCACUACUCGCGCAACGACUCGGAUGCUACAAAAUGUCAUUGGACUGCAAGGAUAAGCUUAUCCCAUUCUACAAAUCGAUCGGUUACGUACUGGAACCAGGCAAUGCCAAUACAAUGAACAUCCGCUACGAGCAGAGUAAUGCCAUCGCGGCCAAUCGUACUGCUGCUAAUGAGCCACCGGAAAUAAUUGAUCCAUCCUGACAAUUAGCCGCCAGUGCUGCUAUUAAAAAAUCCAAGCUGUA